Hibiscus syriacus is the source of this 759-nucleotide messenger RNA. RefSeq names its product developmentally-regulated G-protein 2-like. Gene Ontology annotation, biological process: cytoplasmic translation. Lineage: Eukaryota; Viridiplantae; Streptophyta; Magnoliopsida; Malvales; Malvaceae. Gene Ontology annotation, molecular function: GTP binding; GTPase activity. Gene Ontology annotation, cellular component: cytoplasm. The transcript is spliced from 7 exons. The coding region runs from base 49 to 759 and encodes 236 amino acids. The record is from RefSeq and is a predicted model, not a curated record.
GUUGCACUAAUAGGAUUUCCAAGUGUGGAGAAAUCAACCCUUUAAACCAUGUUAACUGGAACUCAUUCAGAAGCUGCAUCUUAUGAAUUUACACCACUUACAUGCAUUCCUGGUAUCAUACAUUACAAUGAUACUAAGAUUCAACUUCUCGAUCUUCCUGGAAUUAUUGAAGGUGCUUCUGAAGAAAAAGGACGUGGGAGGCAGGUUAUUGCUGUUGCCAAGUCCUCAGAUCUUGUGCUUAUGGUUCUUGAUGCCGCUAAAAGCGAGGGUCAUCGCCAAAUACUAACCAAGGAACUGGAAGUUGUGGGUUUGCGUUUAAACAAGAGACCACCUCAAAUAUAUUUUAAAAAGAAAAAAACUGGGGGAAUCACUUUCAAUAGUACGUUACCUUUAACUCAUGUGGACGAGAAACUCUGUUAUCAAAUUCUGCAUGAGUACAAAAUUCACAAUGCAGAGGUUCUAUUUCGUGAGGAUGCCACAGUGGAUGACCUUAUAGAUGUCAUUGAAGGAAACCGCAAAUACAUUAAUUGUGUGUAUGUUUACAACAAGAUAGAUGUCAUCGGUAUUGAUGAUGUGGAUAAGUUAGCCUGGCAACCUCAUUCUGUCGUGAUAAGCUGCAAUCUGAAGGGUGAACCUGAUGGUUUCUUUGGAACAAUGUUCUGCCCCUACUGGUCUUGCAACCAAACCCCACCUAGAAUCUGGCUGACUUUCACACAAGGAAUUAAAGCCCUCGUUGUCAAACUCACAUUGUUACUAUGA